GACAUCUCCUCCUCCAUCGUCUAGGACAUCUCCACCUAUGUCAAAGACAUCUCAUCCAAUAUUAUGGUCAUCGCCGCCAAUCUCAAGAACUUCAAGCUCUCUUUCAGAGACAACACAGACAUCUCAGAGAGUCUCGUCCUCGCAGGGCUCACGGGUAUCGUCGAAUGAGUCACCGAGAGAGGAUCGUCGUAAAUCUCCCAAAAAGUCAUCUUAUCGCCGAUCCUCUAGUCCGAAGUCAUCAUCAUCCACUUCCGGUACAUCGACUCCCAGACCUCUCUCCAAACCGAAGGCUUCAGUUCAUGGCUCCUCUCACAAGGCAUCUUCCACUCGAUCAUCUCCUCCUAAGUCCACACCUACCAAGAUGAGUUCUUCUCAGAACUCUUCAAAAAAGGCGUCCUCAGAGUCCUCUCAGACGACCAAACGAGUCAGAUUCUCGUCACCUAUCUCCGACAUCGAUCGUUCGUMUAAUCCAUCGCUUUCAACGUGCUCUCGAGCUCCAGUACUCUUAGCUACUUGUAAAGCCUUUGCCAUUUCUUCAAAUGGAUCGCCUAAAUUAGUACGUCUUCUCAUUGAUCCUGGAUCAGAGUUGACAUUAGUAUCCUCUAAAAUCAUAGCUAAGCUAAAGCUUAGCUGUUCUCCAGGAAACAUAUCUAUCCAGGGUGUGGGUAGUACAUCUCCAGGAGCGACCCAAGAUCAAGUGUCCUUGGUCCUCCAAUCGACAUACUCGUCAUCUCAGGUUCAUCUUAAGGCAUUCAUUUUGCCAAAAAUCACAUCUCAGUUGCCGUCGUCUGUAAUAUUAGAGCAAGAUUGGCCUCAUCUCAGAUAUCUUAAGUUAGCGGAUCCUGACUUUCUCACUCCAGAUCACAAUAACAUUCUCAUUGGUGCUGAUAAUUUUAGAAGAGUUAGCAAGUCCUCUCGCCUUGUUAUGGGAGGCGACUCAGAACCUAUAGCUUUCCACACCAGAUUCGGUUGGGCAGUUCUAGGCGCGACUUCCAGCCCGAGCAAGGUCGAUCCUCGCAAAAUUUGCCAUGCCAUCUCUAACGAAACUGUUGAUAAAGCUCUAACGAAAUUCUGUGUUCAGGAAGAAGUCUCAUCUUCCCCCGCGUCAACCAUGAGUCUCGCUUAA
This is a messenger RNA of Polistes canadensis, 1126 nucleotides long. RefSeq names its product probable serine/threonine-protein kinase nek3. The annotation marks the transcript as partial. The record is from RefSeq and is a predicted model, not a curated record. The transcript is spliced from 2 exons. Lineage: Eukaryota; Metazoa; Arthropoda; Insecta; Hymenoptera; Vespidae.